AUGCAGGCUCCACCCAUUUCCCAUUCGCGAGUUCGACAACCCUCAGCAUGGCCGGACGCGGUAAAGGAGGCAAAGGACGUGGCAAAGGAGGCUCGACUAUUCGCCUCCGCAAGGUGUAUCGCGACAACGUCCUGUCACAGAAGGCGUCCCAUUCGUCGUCCUGCUCGACGUGCCGGUGUACAACGACUUUCUGAACUGAUCUAUGACGAGAUUCGAGAUAUUCUACGACGAUUCGUUGAGGAUGUCGUCAGAGCUGCUGUUCUCUACUGCGAGCACGGCAGACGUACUACCGUCACGGCUAUGGAUGUCGUCUAUGCCCUCAAGCGACAAGGGCGUACUAUCUAUGGUUUUGGAGGAUGA
Ostertagia ostertagi is the source of this 360-nucleotide messenger RNA. Lineage: Eukaryota; Metazoa; Nematoda; Chromadorea; Rhabditida; Trichostrongylidae. The record is from the annotation of a GenBank genome assembly.